This is a messenger RNA of Aspergillus homomorphus CBS 101889, 2150 nucleotides long. RefSeq lists its product as uncharacterized. Gene Ontology annotation, cellular component: exon-exon junction complex. The record is from RefSeq and is a predicted model, not a curated record. The transcript has 2 exons. NCBI's taxonomy places the organism in Eukaryota, Fungi, Ascomycota, Eurotiomycetes, Eurotiales, Aspergillaceae. Gene Ontology annotation, molecular function: mRNA binding. Gene Ontology annotation, biological process: mRNA processing. The coding region runs from base 96 to 2138 and encodes 680 amino acids.
UUCAAUCCUUUUGCUAAUUAUAUCACCUACCUACUUCAUCAUUAUCUUCGAUCUUUACAGUCACCCUCUUUUUGUUCAGCCCUGGUUUCGUUCCAAUGGCUCCACGACGUCACAACAUCGGUGCUAGCCGCCGAAGGAGAAGGGACGAGGAAGGUGAAGAUGAGGGCUCAUUGGAUGGCGAACUGGAAGAUGACUCUCUCAGUGAAGGCUCGGUGAUCAGCCAUCCAGAUGAAGAUGACGCCGAUGGAGAAGGUAGCGAUGAAAGCGACAACGAGCUCCGGACAUCUUCGCACCCUCAUACCUCACACCCCAAUGGGCGCAUGCUCAAAGCAAACCAUAAAUUGGGACGCCGCCACUCGUCAUCCCCAGCGAAGCGGCUGAUCGCCAGCACCGUGUCAGAUACCGAGGCUAUGAUGAACGGCAUGAAAUUAUCGGAGGAGCCGACACCAGAGGCGGGAAUUCAUUUCGAUGACCUGGAGGGGGAGCUCGGCCCUCCGGUAGGACGGACGCCAUCGGCACCACCGUCUGAACCGAGAAGGGAGGCAGCUGCGGAGGUGAAGCGUCGGGAGCAGGAGAAACACACAACCAAGGACAAAGAUGCGAACCCUGCUCUGGUGCCCUCCCGAGGGAGUUUUUUCCUUCACGAUAAGCGUUCCACCGAGACGGUGACGAAUGGCCACAAGACCUCCAUGAAAUCGAAAACCAGACCGUAUGGACUCAUUGUGGAUGGUAAUGUGCGCAGACAUAAUGUCAAGCCGGAUACGAGCGAAGGACAAUGGGCGCACGAUCUUCAUGAUACCGUCGCUGGGGGCCGUUCAUCGACAGCCAAGGUCUCAACCGCUUCAACCGGGUUCUCGAAUUAUCCACCUCGGCCUGUUCCCACGGCCCCUAGGUCAUCGCCCCCAAAUCGAUCUUUUUCGAGCACUACGUUACUUGGGAAUGUGCCCGUGGUUGUUCUCCUGCCAGGCAUGGACCGGCCCAUUUCUUAUCCAUCUGUAUCGAAGAAACAACACACCCGACUCCCUCAGCAUCGCCCUCCUCUUCGCCGCGAUAAGCCUGUCCGGAUCUCGCUUCCGGGCCAACCGCCUCGAUACAUUUUCCCCGCCAUCGAGCGGUCCUUCAUCUUCAUCCCACGGGCGCUGCGGCCGAACCAGCAGGCCUUCCGCGGGCGUCGUGGCGGCUUCAUGACGGGGCGCCGUCCCAGCAUCUAUGCAGGUUCGACGUACGCCCCCAGUGUCAGUAUCAGCCGGCGGUCAUCCUUGGGCAAGCCGCCCUCACAGGAGGGAUGGCACUCGCCGGCAGGCUCAGUCUUCUCACGGCAUACCAUCAUCACCACCGAGAAUGGGAAACCGGUCGUCCGCCUCCCUCCUCCACGACCGCCUCUAGGGAUUCCACACGUCCCUGCUGGCCCAGUGGUUGCUUCGUCGGCAUUACCACCUCCUCUGCCUCCUCAACCGCAACCUCGCGCAUAUCGUGAGAGCCGCCCGGCUCCCAUUCCGAUGCAUCAGCCUCGUCCUCAAAAAGCUGUUUCCGUUGCCGACAUUGAAACGCCGGCAAGCUUCCCCUUCAAUACGCCCCAGCCUCAACAGGAACAGCCGUUCCACCACCAGGUGCCAAUGCCUGCCAAUGGGCCUGUCUAUGGUCCGGAAGCCUCUACCCACGUGCCCCCUGCUCACGCGUCUGCGACUCCUGUGUCUCAUAUCCCCGACCGCGCCAUCCAUGCCCAGCCGUUUCAACCCUACGGUUUCCAACAAGCCCAGAUAUACUAUCCUGCAUCGUACCCGGCUGGCGCCGUCUAUUAUCCUAAUUCUGGUACGGACUACGCCCCAUUCAACGGGGCUGGAGGUCCAGGGGCCUCCGCGCCGCCCUUCCCGCAGGGGCAACAUGGCCCUCCCUAUAUGGUGCCUCCGGCGCCUUCGUCGGGCGAACAAGCAUCACAGCCAGGUACGGUUGCUCAUGAAGCUGGAGGGACGGUCUAUUUCUACGAUGCCAACCAGAUGUAUCCCAACUCAUCAUACGGGUUGCCCAGUGCUCCGGGGCCGGGUGGAGUGGUUGGCAUGGGUGGGAUGUUGACGCCCCCAGGAGCAACUUAUUACUAUCCGCAGUCCCAAAACGGUGUUUACUACUCUGCGCAGUGAUCCCCACGCCGA